Molecule: messenger RNA, 2461 nt
Organism: Diorhabda sublineata
Lineage: Eukaryota; Metazoa; Arthropoda; Insecta; Coleoptera; Chrysomelidae
Exons: 8
Coding region: 252-2225 (657 amino acids)
Source: RefSeq, a predicted model, not a curated record
GUUAACCUCUAUUAUAUUUAACCAGUUCCACGUAACCUACAAAAUAGUCGAAACUCUAUAAUGAACACAUUAUCAUCGUUAUUUCUCUGUGUACUAUUCCAUCUUCUAUCGACAGUCGUCCACCUGGAUGAGGUAUUGAAGUUGCAACGAAAGCAGAAGAAAAGCAACCUAGUACCAGCACUCGCCGAUUAUCGAACUCCCUUGGACCUUCUAGAGAUACCAUACAUCGCCAUUUAAAAUCAUUAGAAACUAUGGCGUCGAACGUAGAACAGGCGGAGAUCAAAACCAUAGGGCCUCUUUCAAGUACUUUAGAAUUAUUCGAUUCUUUCAAAUCUCAACAAGAAGAUAAGGAUUCUGAUGAAGAAAGUUUCCACUUACCUUUGUUAAGCAGUGAUGAUGAUAACGAAAUGGAUGAUUGUAACGGAGAUAUACUGACGUCAAUUCCAAAGGGGGAAACUGAGAAUAACAUUUUGAAUAAAUAUGAAACGGUCACGCCGGAAACUGCCGAUGCAAAAGAAGAACAUUUAUUACUCCACGAAGGCGAUGGAACCGAUCUAAAUAACACAGGACUCAGAAGUGAUCAAAGUAAAAAGAAUUCUGAAGAUUCUGAUGUAUUUAAAGAUAUGGAAAUAAUCGAUGAAACAGAUGAGCCUUUUGAAGAAACAAAACAGAUCCAAGAAGAUAAUGAGGGUAAAGAACAAAUUUCUGAUUCAAAAAGUAAAGCAGUAGAAUCGGCGAAGAUGAAUUUAAACCUCGAUGAAAGUGAAAAACUUCCAAUUUCCAAUUCAUCAGAUCAGUAUACAUGUACUGCUGAUACGGGUGUUUAUCAACCUAUGAGUGAUAGUGAAAAUAAGGAUAGUGAAACGAUACAAAGUGAAAAUGACAGUCAAAAUCCUCCCAAGGUUGACGAUAUCUCGUUUGGACAUGAAGGUGAGAAGGAGGAAAUUUCUGGCGAUAUGAAAAGAAAUGAAGAAAGUACCUCUCCCGUUUCGACUGGCAAAAGGUCACUAAUUGAAAGCGACAAUGAUCAAUCUCCAUUGGUGAAUAAGAAAAUACGAAUGUCGGAAGAAUUUUCGGAGGAAAACCAAACGACCAAAUUAGAUAAGAGACAAGCGUUGUCGGAGAAGGAAUCCGAAGAAGGAGAUAAAACAUCGUUAGAUGAAAAUGGGAAAACGAAUUCCACGAAAAAUGAUAAAAUAAAAACAUUGAUUACGUUCGAAAAGUUUAUGAAACAGAGUAACUUGGGCGAAGGAAAAUUGACGCGUUCGGAUCUCGAACAAUUUUGCCUACAGAAAAUAUGUGAAGUUCUGAUACAUAAAACAGACACCGGAGAAUUACACCAGAGAAUAAAGAAGCAGGAACAAAUAAUAGAAUCAUUAAGAAAAGACGUUCAAGAACUUUCUAAACAAACUAGAGACUUGGAUAUCGUAAAUAAAAAGCUGAUGACCGAACUGCAAUCCCACAACAACAACCAGAAACCGAUAGUACCGUUAAAAAUAACUAGAUCAGUCGGAUUGCAGGUUAAAUUGACUUCCUUCAGGGAAUUGAUCUCCAGGAGGAGAACUCUACCGUAUAUGACAAUCCUGCCUCGAACACCAUCAACUCCCGUACCUCCUAACGCCGUAAAUCUUCAAAGGAACGUUCAAGUAAACAAUAGUGUUAUUCGACAAGUGGUACCGACUACCCCGUCGACGGCACCGUCGCCUCUUAAAACCCCGACUACGGCCCCGAUCUUAACUCAAGCUUUACAAAUCCGACCUACACCUGGUGUAAUCGAUUUUAUCGACGAAGAAUAUAGAACAGCCAAAAACGUAUCGCAAAAGUCGAUACUCAAUAAAAAUGCCGGUACCCCAAUAAAAAAUGUAAAUAAAAAUGGUAUGGCACAAAAUAAAGCGAGCCCCAAAGGUACUUCCGCAAAAGGGCAAUCGAAGACCGUAGCGGUUGGUCAAGCGAAGACGACUCCCACUGGAACCAAAGUCGGUUUGCAGACGAGUACCGUUACGACGUUACCGCAAGGAGUACGGUUAACUUCGGCUCAAAUGAAGAACGAUAUCGCGAUACCCGCUAGCGUGGUGACUUCCACUGCCGAGGGAACUACUCAACUUAUGUACGUGGGGCAACCGGAUUCCGCCGGAAAUUCGGGAACUGGCGUCCAGAAGGCGGUACUUUUAAAUUUCCAACCUACCACCAACGGUGUUCUAACGUCCCAAGAAAUGUCAUUGUAAGCGCAGAGACGUGUAUGUUAUCUAAACAUUGUAAUUUAACAGAAAGGUUUAUGUAAAUUGAAGAUAAAAGCCAAAUCUUAUAAUAUCUAGAUAACAGAAGAAAGAGCAAAUCCUAAGAAUCACCUAGUCAUUGGUAGUUUAAAUGUUUUAUGUUUUCAGAUAGUUCAAAAGAAAUUAAAUUUUGGAUAUUUAUUGUGUUGUAUAAUUUUAAUUUCUUUACUUAAAAAGUUUUGGGC